UGCUGGGUAUUCAUACACAAAUCAAUAGUGAAAGAAAAGUGCUUGAAACUGGACUGUUCAUAAACUAUAAGCACAAAAUGUCAAAGCGUAAGAAGAGCGCUGCUUUGAUAGAAUCCGAUAGUGAGGAAAGUGACAGUGGUUCAGAUUUGGAAGAAGAUUUGAAAGCACUAACAAAAAGAAAACGUCAAGAUUCUGACUCAGAAACUUCAGAAAGUGAUGAUGAUUGGACAAUGAAUGGAGAAGGAAAAAAGAAGAAAAAAUUGAAACAAGCAAACAAGAAAACAAAUCGCAAAUCUGCAGCAAUAUCUUCAUCAUCUGAAAGUGAUGCGGAGAGUGACAAACAUGUGUCAGAACCUGAGGAAGGAGAAGUGUCCGAAUCUGGCAGCAAUUCUGGCCCCGCUGAAGAAUCAGAACCAGAAUCUGACAAAGAAACUUUUCAUGAUGAAUAUGAUGAAAAUCUGUACGGUGAUGAAGAAGAUAGAAAGAGAUUGGAACAAAUGACAGAAAAAGAACGAGAACAAAUAUUAUUUAACAGAGGAGAACUUCGACAAGUACUUAAAACAAGGUUUGAAAUAGAGAAAAAGCUUCGGCAAGCAAAAAAGAAAGGCCUAUUGAAGAAAGAAGUAAAUGAUGCGGCAAUAAAUAAAUCAACUAGCCAGAGGAGUACAGAAAGACGGAAAAACAUGGAAGAGAAAAAGGACAAUAAAAAGUUUGCUGCACUCAAAGAUCUGAAGGCAAAGCGUGAAGAAAAGAAAAAAUUAGCUGAAGAGUUAGAAAAGCAGGAACAGAAGAAGAAACUACUCAAAGCCAGUGAAAUAUAUUCAGAUGACGACGAUGAUGAUGACGAUGAAGAUGACGACGACAAAGAGGAUAGAGACGAAGAAACGAAGUCAAGGUCACGGGAUCAAGAUACAAGGGGAGAUAAAUCAGGGAGUGAAUCUGAUAGUAGUAGUAGGUCUUCUUACAGUGGCUACAACUCCGAAUCAGAUGAUGGGUCACUUAGAAGUUCGAAGAGGAAAGUACAGUUUGUCAGCACCAAAGAAGAGUUAACAAAAGUUAAACUUUCACGGCAUAAGUUAGAGAAGUGGUGUCACAUGCCAUUCUUCGUAAGGACAGUACAAGGUUGCUACGUAAGGAUUGGUAUAGGUAACCAUGAAGGCCAAGCUGUCUACAGGGUUGCUGAAAUUAUUGGUGUUGUUGAUACAGCCAAGAUAUACCAACUAGGCAGUACACGUACAAACAAGGGACUUAAACUCAGACAUGGCCACUCAGAAAGAGUGUAUCGAUUAGAAUUUGUCUCCAAUCAAGACUUCUCAGACUCUGAAUUCUUCAAAUGGAAGGAGGCCAUGAUGUUGGGAGGACUUGUCCUGCCAACUUUGGAUGAGAUUGAAAAGAAGUUUAAAGAUAUACGAGACGCAUUACAAUAUAAAUUUAAAGAAAAUGACAUUGAAGAGAUUGUGGCUGACAAACUGAAAUUUAAGAAGAAUCCUCAUAAUUAUGCUGUAAAGAAAACACUGCUUUUAAAACAGAAGGAAAUGGCUGACAUUGAAGGAGACCAGGCUGGUCAGUCAAAAAUCAAACAGGAGCUUGAACAGUUGGAAGAGCGAGCCACAGAGCUUGACCGUAGGAGGUCAAGCAACAUCAGCUCCAUCAGUUACAUCAACCAACGUAACAGGCUUAGGAAUAUGAUAGACGCAGAAGAAGCUUUCAAAGUUGAAGUGGCAGCCAUGAAAACUGCUACAGCUGAUCCCUUCACACGGCGACAAUGUCGACCCACAAUUGUGACAAAGUCAAGAGAUGCGCCUUCAGAGGUCGAUGUAAAACUCAAAACUGAGGAACAAAAACGCAACUCAUUACCAGAACUAGAUAGGCCAAAUCAGAAUGAGUCAGAAAGAGGGAAAUCAGAUAAGAUGCAUAAGGCUGAUCCACUGAAGUUCCUAGAACCCACCAAACAGAAGUCGACAGAGGAUCUUUUUGACGUCCACAACUUUGAUAUCACUAUUGAUUUAGAAGUGCCGUCGAGCAACCCGGCCAUAGCUGUGAACAAUCGAUCUGCCCAGAAUGUGAGGGACCCCACUCCACGGCGGUCACUGAACCUGGAGGAGUACAAGAAGAUGAAGGGUUUGAUAUAAGAGUGAGGUGUGUGAGAGAGGGGCCCAAGGCUUGGCCUGGUCCAGAGUGGGUGUAUUAGUGUGGAGAGUUUGGUCUGUGAGAGUGCUCCCAAAUCAUUGUACCAGUUUAUAUUAGGACAAACUUUGUACUGAUGGGAUGGUGAUCAAUAUGCUCAACUGUCAAAGUGUUGGAUAAAAGAUGUUCCAUGUGUUUUUAUUUUCCACCAAAAGAAGGGAUAUCAUAUUGGUUGUCGAUCAUCACUGUUUUGUUAUGAAUCUCUGUUACUUUAGAACACCCCAGUGUACUAAAGGUGGGGGUAUAUACUAAUUACUUUUUAGCAUUCAGUUAAUUAACAAAAAACUAAUCGUAUUUCUAUCAAGAUUCACUUAGAACCAUUUAAUCUAAGACCCUAUGGUAUUAUAAAAAAUAUUUAUCAAAUUAGUGAAGGUGUCAAAAUAUGCAGGUAUCAUUUAGUAGUUUUUAUAAAAAAUGGGAUCAUAGCUGUAUGUCAGAUGUGAAAUCAUGUCAGAAUACUCAGGGGUCAGAUUGAACAGGUUUUACUAUAAAUCAGUCUUUUUGUCAUCAUUUUGAUGUGUUGUUGAUUUCGUUUUGAUCUGUAGAAUAUUGAUUAACAUUAGAUAUGUAAAUGGCAUAUUUACUUUUCAUAUGAAUUUUUUGGGUAUAAUAUGAAAUUUUUGUUUAAGUUCAUCAUACUUGUGUUUGGCAAUAUAUCAUCCAGGCUUUUGCUGUUCUUGUUUUAAUAGAAUCUUGUGUUGAUAUAAUCCUAAUUGUUAUAUUGAAUGAAUACCGGUAGAUUUGAACAUAUGACUUGAAGACACCAAACAUGUUUUUUCUUUUAUAACAGUUUUAUCCGUGACUUUUGAUUUGCGUGUCAGUUUGGCAUAACAUAUUUAAUCCUGUCGAUUAUAAUCCAAAGUAACGCCCACCAUCAUUGUGUGAAUUAACUUAUCUUAAUAACAUAGCUGUUUAUGAUAUACCGGUAGUAUAUAGAUAUAUGUUAUAGAGUAUUACUGAAGUAUUUUGUGAGAUUGUUUCUGAUGGAGACUUAAUAUAUGUGUAUUUGCCUGAUUAAAUCUGGGAUAUGAUUAGGGCUAUUCCAGAAUUAUCUGUGUUGAAGAUAUGGGUGACACUUGUAUCAAAAUAUGAUGGUUUGUGGAGGUAAAUCCCCAUUUUCCAAGUAUUCCUUAUGCUGAAAUAUGUUUUUAUAAUUGAUGAAUGGUGGAUGCCUCCCACCCCUCCCCACGGAUAAUUUUGGAACAGACCUUAGGAUAUAAUUGCCUACCUUGGAAUUUAAAGAAUGCAUAUGCUAUUUGUUUCAAGGUAAAACUUGAUUCUGAUGAUGAAUAUACCUGUAUGUGUUUAUACAGUGAUCAUUCAUUUUAUGGAUUAAUUUUAUCGUUAUAUUAAUGAUAGUAAUCUUUAAAGAGAAAUUGGUGUUAUUUUCUGUGCGUUUCAAAUUAUGUGAUACAAUCUCAUUACGUCAUAAAAUACAAUCGAAAUAUUCAUGUACUGUAAAUCAGAUUGUUUAAGGGAUCUCUUAUUUUCACACAAGUAAAAUCAUACAAAAUAUGGCUAAACUAUGUGCCAAUUAAUUAUUGUCCUAUUGAAUUUGAUAAUUUACAGUGCAGUAAUAGUAAUUUUUCAGUUGGGUUUUAAUUUUCACUAUUACCAGGCUAAAAAAAAAUUAUGAUAAGCCAACAUUAUUAGUGAAAAUUUCAGAAAAGUUUUUGUCUGAAACAUUUUAACUUUAAAUAAUUCAAACUUAAACACUUCUCUCUGUCUUGUAAAAUAAAUUGAGCAGAGAAAAUUGGCUGAGAACAGUUAUAAUUGAGAUAUCCAAGGAGUGUAUGUGCAUGAUUUGUUUUGUGGCAGGAAUAUUUGACAGAAUGCGACAGGAAAGUGUGAUGCAUGAUUUGUAUAGCUACAUAUCUGUGAAGUGUAUGUUUAGCAACGGGGAAUAUGAGGCACAAGAUUUGUACAACAACAUAGAAAGGAGGCAUAACAUUUGUACAACAUGAAUAAGAGGUGUAACAUUUGAACGACAGGGAAUAUUUGGUGUAAGAUUUGUACGACGGAAUAUAAGGUUUAAGAUUUGUACAACGGAAUAUUUGGUGUAAGAUUUGUACGACAGAGAAUAUAAGAUGUAAGAUUUGUACGACAGGGAAUAUAAGGUGUAAGAUCUGUACGACAGGGAAUACUAGGUGUAAGAUUUGUACGACAGCAGGAGUAUGAGGUGUAAGAUUUGUGCGACGGAAUAUAUGUAUUAGGUGUAAGAUUUGUACGACAGCAGGAAUGUGAAGUGUACAAUUUGUAUGGUGACAUGUAAUAUGAGAUGUAUGAUUGAUAUGAUGAAAUAAUUGUCAGAUGAAUGAUUGGUAUGAUGAAAUAAUUGUCAGAUGUAUGAUUUGUAUGCUGAUAGAAACUGCUAGUGACUUGUGUGAUUGGGAAGCAAAGUGCAUGAUUUGCGGCAAAAGGUUGUGUUUCAGUUUAUACUUAAAUCUGUAACAUUCAAUGAUUCCUUUCAUAAACUACACAAACUCCGAGCAUAUUUCACAGUGAAACAUUUUUUCAAUAAAGCUUUGAUGGAUUUUCACUUUAAAGUACCGGUAAAGUGUCUUGUGCAUUUGAUAAGGACAGAUUUAUCAAUUUAGUCAUGUUUUUUUCUGUGGCUUUGAUGGAUUUUUCUUCAUGAUGGAAAAAGAAAGCAUCUGGGGCAUGGAAUAUUAUCAAUAGUCUUUGGCAUUCAACGGAACCCUAUAUAUUGUCCAGUAUAUAGACACCAUAGCAUGGUCAUAGACAGUUUAUGUUCAGAUUUAUUAACAGUUUGAUGUCACAAGCUAAAAACCUCAUUUGUUUUGCAGAAUUAUGUGUGUUGACCAUAAAUUCAUGUUCUAUAUAUUUUACCAGAGAUUAGUUUUAGGUCUACUUGAUAAUGGAAUUAAACAAUGGCCAGGCUUAUUAAUGAGCGCGGGCUGAAUACCAAGCAUGUGGUUGACACAAGUUUAAUGUGUAAAGUUUAUCUACCUCGUCUCUUGUAAUAUAUAUUUAAUGAUACGAGGUGAUGACUAAAAGUAUCUUGCCGUUACUGUACUUGUUGUCAAAGUUGAUUAAUACUUGGACAAUCUAUGUUCUGAUCCACACUUUGAAUGGAAGGGUUGAAAUUCCCAUCCCAUCGGAUGACCUGUUUGUCGUUGGUUCCUUAGGGACCUGGCCACUUAAUUGGUAACUUAGGUCAUAUGGGACAGCUUGUCUUCAUAUCGUUUGUUGUAUCUUAAAAUUUAAUAAAAUAUUGUGACAAAGAAAAAA
Pecten maximus is the source of this 5439-nucleotide messenger RNA. Its product is annotated as RNA polymerase-associated protein RTF1 homolog. Gene Ontology annotation, molecular function: RNA polymerase II C-terminal domain phosphoserine binding; DNA binding. The record is from RefSeq and is a predicted model, not a curated record. NCBI's taxonomy places the organism in Eukaryota, Metazoa, Mollusca, Bivalvia, Pectinida, Pectinidae. The coding region runs from base 78 to 2132 and encodes 684 amino acids. Gene Ontology annotation, cellular component: Cdc73/Paf1 complex. The transcript is spliced from 17 exons.